This is a messenger RNA of Lasiodiplodia theobromae, 924 nucleotides long. RefSeq lists its product as uncharacterized. The transcript has a single exon. The record is from RefSeq and is a predicted model, not a curated record. Bases 1 to 924 code for a protein of 307 amino acids. Lineage: Eukaryota; Fungi; Ascomycota; Dothideomycetes; Botryosphaeriales; Botryosphaeriaceae.
AUGGACCAGUACCCAGCCAAGCUAUCCCAGCCACACCCAACGGCCGCCUCACCCCCGCCCGACUGUGGCGUAAACCCAGCUCUUCACGAACCUCUGCCUUACCCUCCCACCAGCUUCGAUCCCCAAUCUUUCACCUGCAUCACGCCCCCUUACGGAUCCCGCGCUGCUCCGCUCUUCGCGGAAUGUUGCGACAGUCCGGUCGUUAACUUCACGACCGUACACCUCACUUCCGAAGGGCCCUCUUCCUGCGCUGCUUACUGCAACGUCAAGCCUGACCGCCUUCUCGUCAGCGAUUACCAAUCGAGCGACUUCUACACGUGCGUGUUCGGCGGGCCGAAGGAAGAUAAGGAUGUCUAUGUCCAGCUUGAGUGUUGGGAUGGUGAAGGCUUCGUCGGAGAUCUGGAUUGGGCGGAUCGCUUCGCGGUGAAAGACGGUGACAGCAGCAACCUCAAGAAGCGAAAUGCGCAAGAGAACACGGACGCUCCGGCAUCUUCGUCGGUGAGCACCACCACGUAUGAUCCGUCCUUCUGGAGCAGCUUGAUCUCUGCUGCGGCGACGGAGACGGCCAGCAUCGUCCUGCCGACCGAGCCCAUGACCCCGGUGCUGACCACGACCCCGACGGCCACCGCCGCCAACGGAACCGCCGCAUCGUCGUCGGAUGCGAGCUUGGCCUCCGGAACCUUCGUGUCGGUGAGCGAAGUCUCCGGGACGAGAACCUCGACCGGCCCGGCCGAGACGUCCGCUUCGGCUACGUCCGGCGCGGCAAGCUCGGGAGGCUCUUCUGCAUCCUCGAGCGCGAGCGCGAGCGCGAGCGCAGCAGCGUCUUCCUCAACUUCUGGGGCUGGUGCCCAGUUCCAGGGCGGAUAUGGCAAGUGGCUGUGCACCGGUCUCCUUCUCAGUGUUGUCUUUGCAUCCCUUCAGUGA